Lentinula edodes (shiitake mushroom) is the source of this 957-nucleotide messenger RNA. RefSeq lists its product as uncharacterized. The record is from RefSeq and is a predicted model, not a curated record. The transcript has 5 exons. Bases 1 to 957 code for a protein of 318 amino acids. NCBI's taxonomy places the organism in Eukaryota, Fungi, Basidiomycota, Agaricomycetes, Agaricales, Omphalotaceae.
AUGUCUGAUUCUCAUAUUCCAGGUCUUCUCCACAUUGUGGACCAAUAUUAUCCAUGCCCUGCGGCCCAGAACUUCCUCAAUUCCCCCCUCAGAAUCUAUCCCGGGCGACUGCCCUUACUAGCCCUUACUACUCUGGUGCCGGAUAUCACCUCGAAAACGCCCCUGGGCUUGGAUUUUCAGUUCCUCCCGUCACAAAAGUCAAAAUCGAAGUUCUCGAAGUAUUUCAACCCAUCAACCCAUCGACCCAUCGCGAUAUCACCAGCGCUUAAAGUUGCGUUGACGAAUGCAUCACGCUCGCCCUACCUCCCGUCGACUUUGGAUCUCGAAGUCUAUGACAGACACCUCGGAUCCCCGGGCCCGAAAAUUUUCAUGUAUACUGCUAUCGGGAAGGGGCCUCAGUGUAGUGCCGAUGGUGAACUUGAUAUUCAAGCAUCUGCAAAAGAAACUGAGGCAUAUCUCGCCACACUUCUUGGGUCUUAUUAUAAAAACCACCGGAUGGCUGUAGCAGAAGUGCCUGGGAUUUUGCUGGAGUACGUGGAGGGCCAAAGGCUAGACACAUUCUCUGCAGAUGCACUUUCUCCGACGCGUUGCCAAAAAUGUGUAGACGUUGUGGUGGAGCUUGGAGACAGAGGUGUAUUGAACAAGGAUGUGCGUCUGGAGAACUUCAUUGUACCAUCGAAUCCUGGGGUAUCUGGAUCACCGAAGACAUGCCGCGAAGCCGUCAUCAUUGACUUUGCGCAGGCGCGUCUAAGAUGGCAAGAUGAAGACGACGAGCAGUGGAAAAGAGUGAAAUGGUCUACAGAUGAAGAGGGUGCUGUUGGAUAUGUUCUACAGAAAAAGGGCGGCUGGGCAUACCAGCCGACCUAUCGUUACAUGCUGUUACAUGGUAUUAAUAGAAGAUUGAGUGGUUCGAAUUAUUCUCGCGAUAGUUGCAUGUCCAUUAUUUUCAAUAAGUAG